Molecule: messenger RNA, 1467 nt
Organism: Phoenix dactylifera (date palm)
Lineage: Eukaryota; Viridiplantae; Streptophyta; Magnoliopsida; Arecales; Arecaceae
Source: RefSeq, a predicted model, not a curated record
GUGAUGGUAGAUCCCGACAAAGCCCCUUCGCUACCUCAUGGCGUCUCCCCCCCUCUCUCUCACGCGCAAGAAAAGAGAUCGGAAGGAACAGAGCCAGACCUUGACCCCAUGACUCUCCUCCGACGCACCGCCUACUCCUCCUCCGCCUCCUCCUCGAUCCUCCAGAUCGCCGGAACCUUCUUCCGUGCCCCCCAUUCCUCCACCGCCGCCGUCGCCGGCAGCACUUAUGGAGUUCACGUCUUUCAAUGCCCUGACACGGUGGGCAUCGUCGCCAAGCUGUCGGAGUGCAUCGCCUCGCAUGGUGGGAACAUCCACAGCGUCGAUGUCUUCGUUCCCGAAGACAGGCGCGUCUUCUACUCCCGAAGUGAAUUCGUAUUUGAUCCUGCACGUUGGCCGAGGGUUCUGAUGGACAAUGAUUUCUCAAAUUUGUCAAAGUUUUUCAAUGCUAAAAUAUCUAUUGUACGAGUUCCAGAUCUAGAACCAAAACAUAAGAUUGGAGUUCUUGCUUCAAAGCAGGAACAUUGUUUGGUGGACUUACUACAUGAAUGGCAGGAUGGUAGACUGCCAGUGGAUAUCAAAUGUGUCAUAAGCAACCAUGAGAGAGCUCCCAAUACUCAUGUUAUACGGUUUCUUGAAAGACACGGGAUUCCUUAUCAUUGCUUACCGACUUCUCCAGGAAAUAAAAGAGAAGACGAGAUAUUGAACUUGGUUAAAGAUACUGAUUUUCUUGUACUUGCUAGAUAUAUGCAGAUUUUGUCUGGUAGAUUUUUGGAUAGCUAUGGGAAGGAUAUAAUCAACAUUCAUCAUGGUCUUCUUCCAUCUUUCAGGGGCGGGAAUCCUUCCAAACAGGCUUAUGAUGCAGGGGUGAAAUUGAUUGGUGCAACAAGUCAUUUUGUAACUGAAGGACUUGAUGCAGGUCCAAUUAUUGAACAAAUGGUUGAGAGAGUUUCUCAUAGAGAUAAUCUACGAAGUUUUGUACAGAAGUCAGAGAACCUAGAAAAGCAAUGUCUGGGAAAGGCAAUAAAAUCAUAUUGUGAACUUCGGGUCCUGCCAUAUGAGUUGAAGAAGACCGUUGUGUUCUGACAAAGGUUUGCUUUUACGAUGUUGCAUUGCAAAAUAGUUGCCUUCCUCAUUUGAUGAGUUAUCGGGAAUAAAUUCUGUCUCUAUUACUAUCAUUUUUUUUCUUCCAUUGACUACUUUCUGAUCUUUAAUGGGAUGUGCUUGUUCUGAGAAUUACAGCGACCUGAUCUGUUUAUUCAAUGGCUGCUGUAGCUGAUUGCCUCAACUUUAUCUACAACUUUCUUUAGCGGUCUUACGUUAAAAGCAAUGAGAGGUUUGUAAUUUUUGUGGGAAGAGAGAUGUAAAAAAGGUGCAUUACGUAGGCAUAAGCCAUCGGUACAGAAAUGAUAUUGUCUGAUAUUGCUUGAUACUAUAAAUGAUAUUGACGAAUACCAUACACCCACAUCA